AUGCUCCGCUCCACCCUGAGCUGCACCCGUCACGCCCAGCCCCUGUGCAAACACGCCGUCCGCGCCUACGCCACCAAGCAGGCCGCCGGGUCCGGCAGCCGCAAAAAGGCCGCCCAGGUCACUUCGCGAGGCCGACCAGGCGAGGGCGGCUCCGACUCCAAGAUCGAGACCAUCAAGCAGACCCUCCUCGAGUCCGACCCGACAGAGGCCGAGCGCCUCGAAGCCCUGCGCCGCGUCAUCCCCUCUGCCGAAGCGCACGACACGAUCCAGCGCGCGUGGCAGCUCCACCAGCGGCACCGCCGCGAGGCCCACACGGCCGAACUCGCGCGCAAGUACGCCGCCAUGCGCUCGGCCCUGUCGCUCCUCGAGGACACGAGCCCGCACCUGUACCGCACCGCGACCGAGGGCCGCAAGUUCCAGAACGUCGACCAGGCGCGCGCGACCAACGCGAGGCUCGAGGGCCUCGUCCCGCGCGAGAUGAGGGUCCCGACCGAGCGGCCGGGCGCGCAGCUGUGGGACCACGAGUGGAAGGCGCCCGUGCAGCAGCAGCAGCAGGCGACGGGAGCGGGCGAGGGCAAGGAGGCGGCAGCGUCGCGAGCCAAGGCAUGAGCCGGACGACGUGUGCAACGACGAUGCGAGUCACGCG
Messenger RNA from Rhodotorula graminis WP1, 646 nucleotides. RefSeq lists its product as uncharacterized. Gene Ontology annotation, molecular function: structural constituent of ribosome. NCBI's taxonomy places the organism in Eukaryota, Fungi, Basidiomycota, Microbotryomycetes, Sporidiobolales, Sporidiobolaceae. The transcript is spliced from 2 exons. The record is from RefSeq and is a predicted model, not a curated record. Gene Ontology annotation, biological process: mitochondrial translation. The coding region runs from base 1 to 609 and encodes 202 amino acids.